Phytophthora infestans T30-4 is the source of this 984-nucleotide messenger RNA. RefSeq lists its product as uncharacterized. The transcript has 4 exons. Lineage: Eukaryota; Oomycota; Peronosporomycetes; Peronosporales; Peronosporaceae. Bases 1 to 984 code for a protein of 327 amino acids. The record is from RefSeq and is a predicted model, not a curated record. Gene Ontology annotation, cellular component: cytosol. Gene Ontology annotation, biological process: TOR signaling.
AUGUCUUCCUCAGGGUUCUACACGUUGGAUAAUGGGGCCUUGGAGCUACUCCAGGUCCUGUACAAGAGCACGAGUGCUGCCGAAGAUGGAUCCCUCUCAUCCAAUCAUGUGUACCUUGGUGACUCUCGCCGAGAGAACCUCAUUGAGGCGCAGGCAGACCCCGUGGAGCAUAAGGGCAUCCGCCUGCAUAACUGGGUUAUCGGUUCCAAUAAGACCCACAUUACACCCAUUGACACCGUGGACGAAAUCGGCGAGGCUGCUAAUCUGACGCCGCCGGAGAUGGUGUUUGGCAAGAACCAGCUGGUGUUAUUCCAUGAGCCCUCGGGCGUGUGCUACAACUUCCUGGCAGUGGAGGCUCUCAAAGGCGCGCACUUCCCCCCGCCAGCGAGUGAAGAUGCAAAGGAUAUUGUGGCCAACCAGCAGCUGAAGGUCUCCAUUGCCAAGCACAAUACCAACAAGGAGGAUGUGAAGGAGCUCGACAUCACGUACGACUGGACGUACUCGACUGAUUACAAGGGCUCGCUGCAGCGUCUCAUCAAGUCUGAAAACGUGCCUGUCACGUUCACAAAGAGCGAAGAAGACCCGCAGGUGGAGACUACUAGCGAGCGAAUUAACUUCGAGAAGCUGAAGGAGCGCGAACCUAUUCUCUGGUUCGAAGACGUUGCCCUCUAUGAGGACGAGCUCCAUGAUCACGGAACUUCCGCCAUGUCGGUUAAAGUGCGCGUGAUGCCGUCGGGAUUCUACGUCUUGUCGCGCUAUUGGAUGCGGCUGGACCAUGUUGUCGUGCGUCUGCACGAGACCCGAAUCCACCACCUCUUCGGCACCAAUCACUUCUUGCGCGAGUACACGCGCAAGGAGGAGCAAUUCGACGCACUGUUCGCCAAGGGCCAGUCGAAGAAUAUGGCCAACUACACCAACAUCGAUACGUUCCAGCAUCUGCUGCCUGUGCGCGAAGCUGUUUUCGAGAAGGUGCUGCUCCAGUGA